Molecule: messenger RNA, 2391 nt
Organism: Alexandromys fortis (reed vole)
Lineage: Eukaryota; Metazoa; Chordata; Mammalia; Rodentia; Cricetidae
Gene: Pparg
Product: peroxisome proliferator activated receptor gamma
Exons: 8
Coding region: 525-1952 (475 amino acids)
Biological process (GO): negative regulation of cholesterol storage; positive regulation of transcription by RNA polymerase II; hormone-mediated signaling pathway
Cellular component (GO): nucleus
Molecular function (GO): zinc ion binding; DNA-binding transcription repressor activity, RNA polymerase II-specific; nuclear receptor activity
Source: RefSeq, a predicted model, not a curated record
GCCGGCCUCCAGGUCGUGGGCGCGGGGCCUCCGGCCUCUCGCUGGGCGCCGCCCCCGGCCCGGCCCGGCCCGGCCCGGUCGCUCGGCUCGGCUCGGCUCGGCCAGGCGGGGCUCCGCGCACUCGGAGCGGCAGCCGCCUGGGGCGCUCGGGUCGGGUCGGCCGCGGGGACGCUCAGCUCCCGCCAAGUCGCCGCCUCAGGUCAGAGUCGCCCCGGGCCACGCGGCCGGCCGGAGGGACGCGGAAGGAGAGACCCGAGGCGCUGCGCUGGGGUACGGGGUCGUGCGCGGCCUGAGGGGACCGAGUGUGACGACAAAGUGACCGGACUGAGGAGCGGUUACCACACUCUGACAGGACUCUUGUGUGACUGACAGCCUGACGGCGGGCGGCGGCGGCGACUCCCGGCUGAGAGGACGCGGACUGACAGGACUGGGUGACAGACAAGAUUUGAAAGAAGCUAACUGCGAACCACUGAUAUCCAAGAAAGACAUUUUUUAAACAAGGACUACCCUUUACAGAAAUUACCAUGGUUGACACAGAGAUACCAUUUUGGCCCACCAACUUCGGGAUCAGCUCUGUGGACCUCUCUGUGAUGGAUGAGCACUCCCAUGCCUUUGACAUCAAGCCCUUCACCACGGUUGAUUUCUCCAGCAUUUCUGCUCCGCACUAUGAGGAUAUUCCCUUCACAAGAGCUGACCCAAUGGUUGCUGAUUACAAAUAUGACCUGAAGCUCCAAGAAUACCAAAGUGCGAUCAAAGUAGAACCUGCAUCCCCACCUUAUUAUUCUGAGAAGACCCAGCUCUACAACAGGCCUCAUGAAGAGCCUUCCAACUCCCUCAUGGCCAUUGAGUGCCGAGUCUGCGGGGAUAAGGCGUCAGGCUUCCACUAUGGGGUUCACGCUUGCGAAGGAUGCAAGGGUUUUUUCCGAAGAACCAUCCGAUUGAAGCUUAUUUAUGAUAGGUGUGAUCUUAACUGUCGGAUCCACAAAAAAAGUAGAAAUAAAUGUCAGUACUGUCGGUUUCAGAAGUGCCUCGCCGUGGGGAUGUCUCACAAUGCCAUCAGGUUUGGGCGGAUGCCACAGGCCGAGAAGGAGAAGCUGUUGGCGGAGAUCUCCAGUGAUAUCGACCAGCUGAACCCAGAGUCUGCUGAUCUCCGGGCCCUGGCGAAGCAUUUGUAUGACUCAUACAUAAAGUCCUUCCCGCUGACCAAAGCCAAGGCGAGGGCGAUCUUGACAGGAAAGACAACAGACAAAUCACCAUUUGUCAUCUACGACAUGAAUUCCUUAAUGAUGGGAGAAGAUAAAAUCAAGUUCAAACACAUCACCCCUUUGCAGGAGCAGAGCAAAGAGGUGGCCAUCCGCAUUUUCCAAGGGUGCCAAUUUCGAUCCGUGGAAGCCGUUCAAGAGAUCACAGAAUAUGCCAAAAACAUCCCUGGUUUCAUUAACCUUGACUUGAAUGACCAAGUGACUCUGCUCAAGUACGGUGUCCAUGAAAUCAUCUAUACAAUGCUGGCCUCCCUGAUGAAUAAAGAUGGAGUCCUCAUAUCAGAGGGUCAAGGAUUCAUGACCAGGGAGUUCCUCAAAAGCCUGCGGAAGCCCUUUGGUGACUUUAUGGAGCCCAAGUUUGAGUUUGCUGUGAAGUUCAAUGCACUGGAACUAGAUGACAGUGACUUGGCCAUAUUUAUAGCUGUCAUCAUUCUCAGUGGAGAUCGCCCAGGCUUGCUGAAUGUGAAGCCCAUUGAGGACAUCCAAGACAACCUGCUGCAGGCCCUGGAGCUCCAGCUCAAGCUGAACCACCCGGAGUCCUCACAGCUGUUCGCCAAGGUGCUCCAGAAGAUGACAGACCUCAGGCAGAUCGUCACAGAGCAUGUGCAGCUAUUGCACGUCAUCAAGAAGACGGAGACGGACAUGAGCCUUCACCCCCUGCUCCAGGAGAUCUACAAGGAUUUAUAUUAGCAGGAAAGUCCUGCCCGCUGGCGUGUUCCUUCUUUCGAUUGCACUAUUAUUUUGAGGGAAAAAAUCUGACACCUAGGAAAUUUACUGUGAAAAAGCAUUUUAAAAACAAAAGGUUUUAGAACAUGAUCUAUUUUAUGCAUAUUGUUUAUAAAGAUACAUUUACAAUUUACUUUUAAUAUUAAAAAUUAUCACAUUAUGAAACUGUUUAUAGUGUCUAACGAUCGACCGUGUGUUUCCCAUUCCGCCAUUGCAGAUCUGGGGCGGAUUUCUCCAUCUUAUUUCUUUCCUGUUCUUUGACACGUGUGUGUACUCAUGUGUGUGUGUGUGCAGGGGCUGUGCCUGUUCAUGGAGGCCUAGAGGUGGCUUUAAGGACCAUGCUCAGCUACCUAGUUUGAGAGAGGGUCUUUCAGUGGCCUGAAUCCAACAAAUACAGCUAGAC